UGCGCAACCUCGCGCUGACGCGCACGUCGGACGAGCUGAGUUGGAGGAUCAUGGCGGAGCGCAGGAGGCAGAAGAAACGGAUCCAGGUGGUGAGCGAGCCCACAAAGGAGGAGAAGGCGGUGGCCAAGUACCUCCGAUUCAACUGCCCCACCAAGUCCACGAACAUGAUGGGCCACCGAGUCGACUACUUUAUUGCCUCCAAGGCGGUGGACUGUCUGCUGGACUCUAAGUGGGCCAAGGCUAAGAAGGGAGAGGAGGCACUGUUCACCACCAGGGAGUCUGUGUUGGAUUACUGCAACAGGCUCCUAAAGAAGCAGUUCUUCCACCGGGCUCUCAAAGUGAUGAAGAAAAAGCCUGAGAAAGACACCAAAAAAGAGAAGGAGAAAGAGAAGGAGGAGAAGAAAGAGAAAGAGAAGGCCAAGGGUGACAGCAGCAAAGAGGAGGAGAAAAAAGGGAAGAAGGAGAAAGAGAAGAAGAAAGAGUCUGAGGCUGCUGAAACCAAGAAAGAGAAGAGCGAUGACAGUCCUGGAACCCCCAAGAAGAAGAAAGAGGUGAAGAAGAAGUUUAAACUGGAGCCUCAUGAGGAUCAGCUGUUCCUCGAUGGAAACGAGGUGUAUGUGUGGAUUUACGACCCUGUUCAUUUCAAGACAUUCGCCAUGGGGCUGAUACUCGUCAUUGCAGUGAUAGCAGCCACACUGUUCCCGCUGUGGCCAGCAGAAAUGCGUGUAGGAGUUUACUAUCUAAGUGUUGCAGCAGGCUGCUUUGUGGCCAGUAUAUUGCUUCUUGCUGUUGCACGCUGCAUCCUCUUCCUGAUCAUCUGGCUGGUGACUGGCGGGCGCCACCACUUCUGGUUCCUCCCCAACCUGACAGCAGACGUCGGUUUCAUCGACUCGUUCAGGCCGCUCUACACCCACGAGUACAAAGGGCCUCGAGCCAGCAACAAGAAGGGCUCGGACAAGACAGACGAGAAGGACAGCGGCUCCUCCGCCAAGGCCCAGAAGUCCGACAGCGAUGAGAAGUCCGACAGCGAGAAGAAGGACGGCGAUGACGAGGAGGAGGAGGAAGAGGACGAGAGCAAAGAGGCGGCGGCGGCGGAGGAGGGUAAAGACGCAGAGGGGGAGGGAACAGACCGCCACUCAGACACAGAUAGCGACCGCCGGGAGGACGAAGGCUCGCAGCACAGCAACGGAAACGACUUUGAGAUGAUCACCAGGGAGGAGCUGGAGCAGCACACGGAGGAGGAGGAGGAGGAGGAAGAAGACGAGGAGACGCAAGAGAGGAAAGAAGGGUUUGGGAGUGACACUAAACCCCAGACUGCUGAAACAUAAACUCUUUACAAUCCCAUCACUCUCUACUUCUCUCUCUCUGUCCUUCCCUCCCUCCUGUGAUCCCAGGACCUGCUAGUCCGGCCUCUCUGAGCCUGCUGAGGCCGAGGAGAGGCUCCAUCUAUUGUUGUUGAGAUCUUCCACUAAAACAGUACCGACAGACCAGUACCGGGAUAAACACAGCGGUGAAAAGUAAACGGCUACGACAAUGAGGAAAACAAAUUUUAAAAAUGAAAAACAAGCCUUAUGGUGGAUCUGAUUCCACCCACCCACGUUAUUUAUGUUCAAAUGAAGCCCUGCCUGAGGAAGUUGUCGACAAAAAUCCAUCAGACCAACAACAGCCCUGACGGAGGGUUUUUUUUUUUUUUUUGGUUUCUCGUGUCAUGAAGUCACUUUUUGUCUCAUUUCAACUGAAAACGUUUUAUUUAUGUUCCGUCAUUGGUUACAUUUGGAUGUGCUGUAUACGAGGUCAGAUCCUGAUCUUACAUACAGAUGUUGGAGAAGAGCUACCAUGCUAAACUGACCAGUGAGCGAAGACGAGCUGGACUUUUUUUUUGUUACAUUGUCGUCUUUGAGCUCCAUGUUGUUGGUACAAUCACGGCAGUUCUGGGGAGAGCCAGAAAGCCCCGGUUCUUUCACCUGUUGUUGGUGUUUUGGUGAGACAACUAUGGCAGGAGCAUGCUUCACAUCCUGCCAGUGAGGCAGCCUUUAAAGCAAAGUGACCAGCAGGUCUGCUUUAAACCUGAAUUAAUCCAGAUGGACCAAAUCCUGUAGUUUACUCAAAGGCACCUAAAAAUUGACCAUAUUGUGGCUGGAUGGAGUUUUUGGAGGACAGAGUUAGUACGGCUCUUUGAGGUACUUGCCAUUUUCAGUAAUUUUUUUUUUUUUUUUUUUUACACAGUCUGAAGUACUUCUACUUCAUGUUUAAUGUGGGACUCAUCUUUAAGAGUAAAUGUGAGCAACUGGGACACAGCUGGCAUACUUAAUUUUCUUUUUUAAAAAAAGAUUGCAGCAUUUGUUGUACAACUAAACCUAGAAGAUGUUCACUGAUUAACUGUCUAUUUGCAAACAGAACCAGAUAUAAAGUAAAGCAAACUCUAGUGCCAAACACAACUAAUAAUGUUGUUAUGCAUGCUGAUUUAAUACGGAGAGCUGAGUGGGAGAGCGAGGGGUGCAUUUUGUUUAUUUUGUAACUGCAGUGUCAAACUCCUCAAACCUUUCACAUCUUUGGAAAAAACAAACAAAUGGAAAAAAAAAAGCACAGCACAAUGUUGUUAGUGUGUAGCUAAACAAGGAUUUUUGGUCUCAAUGAAACCGUUUAAAAGGCGUUCGCACUAGACUCCCAUCCAAACCAGUCCUGUGUAGCCUCGCACAAGCCGUCAUGUGUGAAAACAGCAGGCGCGCCUCAUGAAUCCAGCUCCACUGACCAGACUACACUUUCAUUUCCAGUCCAAGCCCAGUAACUGGCGGCCGAGGUCCAAGCUGUUCCUUCACAUCUUCUGGCUAGAAAUGUCUUAGAAGCUCUUUAUAGUCAUAGCAAGGAUUAUAUUUAAGUAUAAAAAUAGAAAUGUAUCAUUUAUAAAUGGAUUCUAUUGAUAUAUCAAAUAUAUACUUACAGUCUAAAAUUAUAAAACAGCUGUUUCUUACUCCCUUCUUUUCCUUUGUAUUAGGAGGUAUAAUUUUUUGUAAUGCUCAUUUUUGUGUUUAUAUGAACAUCAAGAGUGUACUCAUUAUUUAAAGGUAAUACUGGGAUUAGAAAACAGUGGGAAUUUAUUAGAUAUCAGCAUUUUUCUGUAUUUUAUUUUUACAUUUGCCAUCGUAACAUUGGAUGUGUGUCCGCUGCCUCGUCUGUGUUCCUCUCACUAAUACUGGUCAGUCAUUAACCCGAGCUUAUAAAACCAGUGGCUUGUGUAACAUGGACAGCAACCUACUGGUUCCCACUUCAUCUGACGUGGCAAAAAGUCCGCUCACAGAGGAACAAUCUUUGAGUGCAUUUCACCCAGCGUCCUGUACAGUCGUCCAUUUGUUUUGUCUCAAAAUGAACUCCCCUAGACUGUUCAGUAGUUUGUUCUCCUGUAAUCCCACUGAGGUUUGUAGCUCUUUUCACUCGCAAACCAACAUGUUGUUGCUCUUGUUUCUUUUCUAACAUCUUUGUGUUUUUUUUUCUUCCCCAAACGGGCAAAGUGCAUCUCUGUGUCCUGAGUUGCCAGUCGCUGUACUCUCAAUAUUGGCGUAACUAUUUUACAAACGAGAGAAAAAAAUAUUAUCCUCCCGGUUGUUCUUGACUGUUGCACAGUAUCGGUCUGUUGUAUAUUGUAGUAUUAUUACACUCUAUGCUGCUGCUUCUCAUCGCACAUUUCUGGGGGAAAUAAGUGAAAUUGUAAAACAUCCAUGUUUUAUCUCUGGGUAAAAACAGUGUCUUUUGAUCGCCUAGUUGUCCACAUUUGGAUCAAUGUCAUUCUGAAGACUGUCUCAUGCAAUAUUGGAGUAUAAUUUAAUAAAACUGGAUGUCUGGAAAUAUAUCUGUAUCUUAUCAUUGCAAUAAAAAUAUAGAAAGCACACAAGUAUUUUUCCUG
Chelmon rostratus (copperband butterflyfish) is the source of this 3901-nucleotide messenger RNA. It is a transcript of the gene sec62, whose product is annotated as SEC62 homolog, preprotein translocation factor. The record is from RefSeq and is a predicted model, not a curated record. Gene Ontology annotation, cellular component: endoplasmic reticulum membrane; endoplasmic reticulum. The transcript has 8 exons. Gene Ontology annotation, biological process: post-translational protein targeting to membrane, translocation. NCBI's taxonomy places the organism in Eukaryota, Metazoa, Chordata, Actinopteri, Chaetodontiformes, Chaetodontidae. The coding region runs from base 51 to 1328 and encodes 425 amino acids.